GUGCUCAUUGGUGAUUUAUAGAGAAUUUUGGGAAUUUUAGGGUUCUUUGGUGGAUUAGAGAUUUUGGGAUUUUUUUGGGGCGGCGUUUAAUUAUCGUGAAUUAAUUAACCCUUCAUUAACAACUCAUUAACAUUUUCGCCUCCACAGCGCCACCGCGUGGUCACCGCUGGCAUCGCCGCCACCACCACAGCACCACCUCCAAAUGAAUUACCCCACCAAUUAACUAAUUAACCACCCAACUAAUGAAUUAAUUAACCCAACGCCAUGAGGAUCACCCCCUGCCAGGCCGCCCUGGCCGCCGCCAUCGCCCUCAACCUCCGCCUGCUGCGGCGCAUGAGGGACGCGCUGGAGGCCGCCUCGGAUGCCACCGUCAGGGUGGUGGCGGCGGCCGUGGGGCAGCGGCGGCCGCGGUGCUUGACCGUGGAGGUGGACAUCAAGGCGUGGACGGUGCGCUACGGCCUCGCUGAGCACCAGAGCGACCCGCAGGGUGACCCGAAGAGUUUCCAGCACGGUGACCAGCACGGUGGCCAGCAGAGUGACCAGCGCGGCGAGCUCUGCGGCACGCUGGACGGCGCCCCGGCCGUCCUGCUGCUGCGGACGCGCGACCUCUUCUCGCUGCCCUUCCCGCUGGCGCGCCCCGUGGUGGCCUCGCUGUCCCUGCAGGCGGCCGCGCGCGGCUGGCGCCUGCUGCUGCUGCCGGCCGCCUCCCCGCUGGCGCCGCGGCCGCCGCCAUCCCCUCACGGCCAGUGGCGCGCCCGGAGCUCCCUGGACGCCCAGCGCCGGGCGCUGCUGGAGCGCUUCGGCCUCAAGCUGGAGGUGCUGCCCGACGGCUCGCGGCGCUGGCACGGCUGCGCCAAGGAGACGCCGCGCUGCUUCGGCACGGUGCGCUGGCAGACCCCCGAGUACCUGCUGGCCGGGCGCUGGACGCCGCCGUGCUGCCUGCGGGCGCUGCGGGCCACGGCGCGCCACGUGCUGGCCCAGCUGGAGGCGGCCGGCGUGCGGCACUGGCUGGAGGGCGGCACGCUGCUGGGCGCCGUGCGCCUCGGCGACAUCAUCCCCUGGGACUACGACGUGGACGUGGGGCUGUACCGCGACGACGUCCCCAAGUGCCGCUGGCUGGCGGCCGUGGCGGCCACGGGCCGGCCGGUGGAGGACCCGCAGGGGUUCCUGUGGGAGAAGGCGGCCGAGGGGGAGUUUUACCGCGUCCAUUUCAGCCGCUCCAACCGGCUGCACGUGGACCUGUGGCCGUUCUACGCCCGGCCCGGCGCCGCCGCCGCCGUCAUGACCAAGGACACGUGGCUGGGCCACCGGCAGGACGUGGAGUUCCCCGAGGCCUUCCUGGUGCCCCUGGGCACCGUGACGUUCGCCGGGGUGGCGGCCAAAGCGCCCAACGACCCCCGGGGCUUCCUGGAGCUCAAAUUCGGGCCCGGGGCCAUCGAGAACCCCGAGUACCCCAACCCCGGGGUCAGGAGGCUGGCACAGGACAUGGGCAAUAAAACAGCUCGGUGACAUCUC
This is a messenger RNA of Passer montanus (Eurasian tree sparrow), 1515 nucleotides long. RefSeq names its product fukutin related protein (gene FKRP). NCBI's taxonomy places the organism in Eukaryota, Metazoa, Chordata, Aves, Passeriformes, Passeridae. Gene Ontology annotation, biological process: protein O-linked glycosylation via mannose. Gene Ontology annotation, cellular component: Golgi apparatus. The record is from RefSeq and is a predicted model, not a curated record. Bases 265 to 1509 code for a protein of 414 amino acids. The transcript has a single exon.